Chaetura pelagica (chimney swift) is the source of this 1806-nucleotide messenger RNA. RefSeq names its product keratin, type I cytoskeletal 14-like. The record is from RefSeq and is a predicted model, not a curated record. The transcript has 9 exons. Gene Ontology annotation, cellular component: keratin filament. Gene Ontology annotation, molecular function: structural molecule activity. Bases 1 to 1806 code for a protein of 601 amino acids. Lineage: Eukaryota; Metazoa; Chordata; Aves; Apodiformes; Apodidae.
AUGAGCUGUGGCUCUAAGCAGACCUCCAAAAGCUGCCUGCGAGGGAGCAGCAGCAGUGUCAGCAGUGGUGGGGGUGGAGGGAGCAGCAACUAUUCUUCUGCCUCCUCAAGAGUCAUCACUUCCAGGACAAGCGGUGGUGGCAGGUUUUCUGGCAGCAGUUGUGGAGGAAGCUCCAGGAGCAGCUAUGGUGGGGGACCUGGUGGUGGUGGUGGUUAUGGAAGGAUCAGGCACAGCAGUUACGGAGGAAGGAUGAGUAGUGGCUAUUAUGGAGGGGGAAUGGGCUGUGGCAGCAUGGGAGCAGUCUUUGGGUCAGGUGGGAGUGGGUUUGGUGGUGGUUAUGGAGGGAGCUUUGGUGGAGGUGGUGCUAGUUUCAGUGGUGGCUUUCAUGGAGGAAAUAUGGGAAUUCUCUCCAACGAUGAAAAGCUGACCAUGCAGAGCCUUAACGAGCGCCUGGCUUCGUACGUGCGCAUGGUCAGGAAUUUGGAAAUGGAAAAUGCUCACCUUGAACAGCUCAUCAGGGAGUGGUACCAGAAGCAAGGCCCUACUGGUACCAAGGACUACAGCCACUAUUAUGAAAAAAUUGAAGAUCUUCAAAAUCAGCUUAUGACUGCCACUGUGCAAACCCACAAGGUACUUUUGGACCUGGAUAACACAAGGAUGACUGUAGAAGACUUCAGGACAAAGUUCGAGACCGAGAGCGGGCUCCGGCAGAACGUGGAGGCUGACAUCAACACCUUGAGGCCCCUGCUGGACAACCUGACUCUGAGCAAGACUGACCUGGAGAUGCAGUUUGAGUCUCUGAAGGUGGAGAUGAUUGAGCUCAAGAAGAAUCACGAGGAGGAAAUUAAAUCACUGCAAGCACAGUCCAGUGGAGAUGUGAAUGUGGAGGUGAAUGCUGCUCCAGGAGAAGAUCUACUGAAAAAACUCAAUGAUAUGAGAGAAGAAUAUGAGAAAAUUAUCCAGAAAAAUCAUGAAGAAGUUGAAAGCUGGUAUGAGAGCAAGAUGGAGGAAGUGAGUCAACAAGUCCACUCAAGUGGUCAGGAACUGGAGUCAGGCAACCAACAGAUCUCUGUGCUGAGACGUGACUACCAGACCCUGGAGAUAGAGCUGCAGUCCCAGCUCAGCAUGAUACAGUCUUUGCAAUCCAACCUGGAGGACACGGAGCGGCGCUACAACAUGCAGCUGCAGCAGAUCCAGGCCAUGAUUGGCCCCUGGGAGGAGGAGCUGGCCAGUAUCCGCUGCGAGAUGGAGAGUCAGAACCAGGAGUACAAGAUGCUCCUGGGCAUCAAGCCCCGCCUGGAGCAGGAGAUCGCUCAGUACCGGGCCCUGCUGCAGGAGGGACAGCAGGACAUUGGCAUCUCACAGGGAGGAUCUGGUAGUGGAUCUGCAGGAGGAGGAGGUCAUGGAGGAAGUAGCUGGUCUUCUGGAAGAGGAAGUAGUGGAGGAGGAAGUAGCUGGUCCUCAGGUGGAGGAAGCAGUGGAGGAAAAAUUGGAGGUCAUGGAAGAACUUCCUCUUCUGGAGGUGGAGGAGGAGGGAGCGAAGGAAGAACAGGAGAGGGAACCUCUGGUAAAACUUCGGGUGGAGGAGGGGGCAGUGGUGGAGGAGGAGGGGGCAAAUCCUGCCUCUCCCGCUCUUCAUCGUCCCAGUCUGGCAACUCUUCUGAAAGCCAGGUUCCAGGAGCUGCUGAAAACAAGAGGCUCUGCCUGGAAGGGAAUAAAACACUGGAAAGAGGAGCAACAAUGGAGGAAGUGUCUGAAGCCAUAAAAACAAUGAGAUCAGGGAGUUUUAGGAAGUCUGAGGAGUGA